ACAAUGUCCCCAAUUUGGCUAUUUCUCCUCGCUGCCAUCGACGUUCGGCCGCAGACAUUCCCGGCUCCCCACCUAGGUCUCUUUUUUCUUCCUCACUCCCUACGGCGGCCACAGACCGACACACCAGCCUCUCUCUAGCUAUGGAAUCUCUGUUCAAAGCUUACUCAAAUUCCUCUGACGAUUACGACGAAGAAGAUGAACCUAAGCCCAAGCGCUUGGCCCUCUCCUCUUCACCUUCAAAGAGACCCGAACUCGAACCUUUUAAAUUCAAGCCGAACAUACGGCCAUCGCAUUGCUCGCACUCUAAUCCUCAGCCUCAUGAGAGGAUUAUGGUUCCUGGACGCUACAUUUCCAAGAGAGAGCGAGCACUCUUGAGUUCAGCUCCAGCUUCAAGGGCUCCAGAGUCAUUUCCUAACCCGUCACUUCAAUCUCCACCUGUUGGAAGUCUUUCGGAUUCUGAUCUUCCACGUGAUAUCUUGUCACUAUUGAGAAGUAGAGGCAAAGACUAUUUACAGCAAGGUCUGAUGCCUAAAAGGAUGUCUGUAACUCUUGAUUGCCAUAGGAAAGCUGUCAAUUCAGUUCAAUGGUCACCAAGUCAUGCUCAUCUCCUUGCUUCUGCUGCUAUGGAUCACACAAUCUGCAUAUGGAACGUAUGGAGCACAGGGCAGAAGCUAGCACUCAAGUCAAGCUUCCACAACGCUGCAGUUAAAGAUGUUCAGUGGUCACAACAAGGAUUAUCUGUUCUUUCUUGUGGAUACGAUUGUGCUUCAAGAUUGAUUGAUGUUGAGAAGGGGACAGAAGUUGGAGUAUUCAAGGAGGAUCAAGGCGUUGCAGUAGUAAAGUUCCAUCCUAACAACCCAAAUCUCUUCCUUUCAGGUGGACUUAAAGGCAGCCUUCGAAUGUGGGAUAUGAGAAUUGGAAAAAUGGUUAACAAAUACAAUCGACGCCUUGGUUCAAUCCUUGAUCUUGAAUUUACUCCGAAUAGCAAUCAGUUCAUCUCUUCUAGCGAUGUUUCCACAAGCAAUAGUAGUGAAAGCUCUAUCAUCGUUUGGGAUGUCACAAGAGAAGUUCCACUUUCAUAUCAGGUUUAUAUGGAAGCCUAUACUUGUCCAUCUGUGAGAUGUCACCCCUUUGAUCCAGCUUUUAUCGCCCAAUCAAAUGGAGAUUAUAUUGCAAUAUUCUCUCUAAAUCCACCUUUCAAGUUAGACAAAUACAAGAGGUACGAAAGUCAUGGAGUCUCAGGCUUUCCAAUAAAAUGUAACUUCAGCCUUGAUGCCAAGCAAAUCAUCUCUGGGUCUUCAGAUGGCUCUAUAUAUUUUUAUGAUUAUAAGUCCUCCUUGCUUAUACAUAAACUAAAAGCAUCUGAACAGGCCUGCAUAGAUAUUGCCAUCCACCCGACCUUGCCUAAUGUAAUCGCUUCGUGCAGUUGGAAUGGGAAGAUCUCUGUGUUCCAGUGAUUGUUUUAUUUAUAUCGACUGUUCUUAGAUUUUUCCUUCUACUGAAAUCAGGACAAUAUAAUUGAUGAGAUCUCUAUCAUCCUACAUUUUGUCAAAUGAUGAGAAUGAUUAAAGAUAUUUUUGUAAAUGUUCUCACCUUGUGCCCCUCCGUGAUCACUCUUUUAGAUUCUAUUAUAUCUUUAGAUAAAAACUUAAUGCAAGCAGGUUCAAGAGAUUAUUCUUUCAGCA
Cucumis melo (muskmelon) is the source of this 1685-nucleotide messenger RNA. RefSeq lists its product as uncharacterized. The coding region runs from base 141 to 1457 and encodes 438 amino acids. The record is from RefSeq and is a predicted model, not a curated record. The transcript has 5 exons. NCBI's taxonomy places the organism in Eukaryota, Viridiplantae, Streptophyta, Magnoliopsida, Cucurbitales, Cucurbitaceae. Gene Ontology annotation, molecular function: protein binding.